Messenger RNA from Otolemur garnettii (small-eared galago), 2879 nucleotides. RefSeq names its product G protein-coupled receptor class C group 5 member B (gene GPRC5B). The record is from RefSeq and is a predicted model, not a curated record. Bases 166 to 1377 code for a protein of 403 amino acids. NCBI's taxonomy places the organism in Eukaryota, Metazoa, Chordata, Mammalia, Primates, Galagidae. Gene Ontology annotation, biological process: G protein-coupled receptor signaling pathway. The transcript has 4 exons. Gene Ontology annotation, molecular function: G protein-coupled receptor activity; protein kinase binding; protein kinase activator activity. Gene Ontology annotation, cellular component: plasma membrane; signaling receptor complex; intracellular membrane-bounded organelle.
GCGGGGGCGGGGCGGGGGCCGCGGCAGCGGCGCGAGACAACUACGCAGUGAAGCCGGACUUGCAGGCAGGCGCGCGCGGAGCGGGAGCAGCGGCCGCCCUGCAGAGAUGUGACUCGGGCCCAGGGCCAGCGGGAGCGUCGGCGCUGCGGGGCCGCGGGGGGUCGAAUGUUCAUGGUAUCAGAGAGAAAGAUGAGAACUCACCAGGUGCUCGCCUUCCUCCUGCUCUCCACGAUCGCCUCUGUGGCCUCUGAAAACGCCAGCACGUCCCGGGGCUGCGGGCUGGACCUCCUCCCUCAGUACGUGUCCCUGUGCGACCUGGACGCCAUCUGGGGCAUCGUGGUGGAGGCAGUGGCCGGGGCAGGUGCCCUGAUCACGCUGCUCCUGACGCUCAUCCUCCUGGUGCGGCUGCCAUUCAUCAAGGACAAGGAGAAGAAAAGCCCCGUGGGCCUCCACUUCCUCUUCCUCCUGGGGACCCUGGGCCUCUUCGGGCUGACGUUCGCCUUCAUCAUCCAGGAGGACGAGACGAUCUGCUCCGUGCGCCGCUUCCUCUGGGGCGUCCUCUUCGCGCUGUGCUUCUCCUGCCUGCUGAGCCAGGCAUGGCGUGUGCGCAGGCUGGUGCGCCAUGGCACAGGCCCAGCGGGCUGGCAGCUGGUGGGCCUGGCACUGUGCCUCAUGCUGGUGCAGGUCAUCAUAGCCGUGGAGUGGCUGGUGCUGACCGUGCUGCGUGACACAAGGCCGGCCUGUGACUAUGAGCCCAUGGACUUCGUGAUGGCCCUCAUCUACGACAUGGUACUGCUCGUGGUCACCCUGGGGCUGGCCCUCUUUACGCUGUGCGGCAAGUUCAAGAGGUGGAAGCUGAACGGGGCCUUCCUCCUCAUCACGGCCUUCCUCUCUGUGCUCAUCUGGGUGGCCUGGAUGACCAUGUACCUCUUCGGCAACAUCAAGCUUCAGGAGGGAGACGCUUGGGACGACCCCACCUUGGCCAUUACGCUGGCGGCCAGCGGUUGGGUCUUCGUCAUCUUCCACGCCAUCCCUGAGAUCCACUGCACCCUCCUCCCGGCCCUGCAGGAAAACACGCCCAACUACUUCGACACGUCGCAGCCAAGGAUGCGAGAGACGGCUUUCGAGGAGGACGUGCAGCUGCCGAGGACCUACAUGGAGAACAAGGCCUUCUCAAUGGAUGAACACAAUGCAGCUCUGCGAACAGCAGGAUUUCCCAAUGGCAGCUUGGGGAAAAGACCCAGUGGCAGCCUGGGGAAAAGACCCACCGCUCCGUUUAGAAGCAAUGUGUAUCAGCCAACCGAGAUGGCCGUUGUGCUCAACGGUGGGACUAUCCCAACUGCUCCGCCAAGUCACACAGGAAGACACCUCUGGUGAAAGACUUUAAGUUCCAGAGAGUAAGAAUCUCUCUUACCGAUUUUAUUCCCUGGCUGUGACUUUCUUGAGGGAGAAAUCGGUAACAGUAGCCGAACAAGGCCGCCUCACAGCCAGGAAAUUUGGAGAUCCCAGCCAAGGGGAUUUCAUGUAAAUGUGAACACUGAUGAACUGAAAAGCUAACACCGACUGCCCUCCCCUCCCCUGCCACACACACAGACACGUAAUACCAAACCAACCUCAAUCCCCGCAAACUAAAGCAAAGCUAAUUGCAAAUAGUGUUAGGCUGCCUCAAAUAUGUGGCUGGGAAGACUGUUUCAUCCUUUGGGGGUAGAACAGAACCAAAUCCACAGCUGGUGGGCCAGGCUGGUGUCAGCUGGAUAUGGGGGAGCCCCCACCCGCUGGACCCUCCCCAGCAAAUGCUGGACAUCAGGUGGCCCCUUGGAGAUGACCAUUUCGUUGAGGAGGACAAAUGGGAACUUUUCCACCGGCUUGCUGGUGGUUUGCACAUUUCAGGGGGUGUCAGGAGAGUUACGGAGGUUUCCAAAGCAAGGCCCAAAUGAAUUGUGGGGUGAGCUUUAUAGCCAGUAGUGGUGAAAAGACCCUGGCAUGUGCCAAAGAAGAAGAGGCUUGCUGGGCAUUGAAGCGACCAUCACAUUUAGAAAGUGGUGACCAACUGCUGUUCCUUCUGUGGGCCUCUUGCUCUAGCACCUAUGGUGAAAAAGUCCUGCCCCUCCCCUUGUAGAGCCAUAGAACAUUCUGGCUUGGGGCCAGAUCAUCUCACUCACUUCCUGUACUGAGGAAUACCCCCUCCAAACCCUUGCCAAGUUUAUUCCCAUGUUCAUUUCAAAAGCUUAGAUGGGGCCACCAUCUUAAAGCCCCUCUACGGGGCAGAUUGGAGGGCAGGCGCCGGAGCGGUUUUCCUCCGUGAUGUCCCAUGGCAGGGCUUCCUGGGUGCCCUCUAGGAUAAGAGAUGACAUCCUGCCUCUUAGCAACCAGGGGCUUCUUGGGUCUUUUCCAUGAAUAUGGUGAAAGUUCCUGGGUGGAACAGAUCACACAAGGGUUUUUUGCUGCUUUUGAUGGGUGUGUGGGACAUUUUUGUCUUGGUUUUCUGCAGGUUCCAUGAAAAUGGCCUUUUUCAAAGCCCAUUGUUUCUGUCAUGGUUUCCAUCUGUCCUAAUCAAGUCAUUCCUUUAUUAUUUAGCAUUUUGAACAUCUCGGCCAUCAAAAGCCCCAUGUUCUCUGCACUGUUUGGCCAGCAUAACCGUUAGCAGGGAUUCAAAGCAAAGAGUUUUAACCUGACGGCAUGGAAUGUAUAAACAAGGGUGGGUCCUUUGCAUAUACUCUAAUCACUACAUUGCUUUUUCUAUAAAACUACCCGUAAGCCUUUAACCUUUAAAGAAAACGAAAAAGGUUAGUGUUUGGGGGUGGGGGAGAACUGACUACUUCAUAAGCCAGCACAUUUGAGCUGAGUAUGUUUUAAUAAACCUUUUGAUAUUUCUCAAG